AUGCUAAAACAGGAAAAAAACGUGCUUAUUAGUAAGUAUAAAAAAACAUUUAUUCGGGACCUACUAUUAUUCUGGAUUAUUUUUGCAUGGUUUAUUUUUCUGCAUUUCUCAGGAUUAUACAUUUUUACACAAGGCUUCCUCCUUAGAAGAUCUACCUUAAAUUUAACAUCAAAUUGUGAUGUUCAUCCAAUUACUUUGAAAAGUCAGGAGAUUUCAAAAAACGAUUGUUGGUAUCCUUCAUCAUUCAAUAAAGCAAUUAUCAUUGUCAUUGAUGCAUUGAGAUAUGAUUUUACGGAAGAAAUUCCAGGCUCAAAACUUUAUUGUCACAAUACAUUUACCAUUCUUCAUGAAAUAGCUACCAAAUACCCUAAACAUGCAUUUUUAAAACCGUUUAUCGCUGAUCCCCCAACUACUACCUUGCAACGCCUUAAAGCACUGACAACAGGGACAUUACCUACGUUCAUUGAUGCGGGAUCCAAUUUUGCAGGUGUUUCUAUUUUAGAAGACAAUAUUAUAGCACAAUUGAAAUCACGAGGCUAUCGUAUUGGAUUUUUAGGAGAUGAUACAUGGGUUUCUUUAUAUCCGGGAUACUUUGAACCUAAUAUUACAUAUCCGUUUGAUUCAUUUAACGUAUGGGACCUUGAUACAGUGGAUAACAACAUAAAUUUACAUUUGUUUCCGCUCCUUAGUGAUACCGGAAGGACACAAUGGGAUAUACUUAUUGCCCAUUAUCUCGGCCUUGAUCACUCUGGACAUAAAUAUGGGCCCAAUCAUAACCAAACCACUAGAAAGUUAGUUGAAAUGGAUGUCACUAUAAGAAAAAUUAUAGACAAACUCCAAAAUGAUACGCUUUUAAUUGUUUUCGGAGAUCAUGGUAUGGAUAUAAAAGGAGAUCAUGGGGGUGAUAGUUCGAAUGAAAUAACAUCUGCUUUUUGGAUGUAUAAUAAAAAUCCAGCAGUAUCAAAACUAUCUUCAAAUAUUUCAAGUAUAUCUCAACUUGACUUCGUGCCAACAUUCUGUCUUCUUAUGGGUAUUCCUAUUCCGUAUAAUAACUUAGGUAGUCCUAUUCUGGAAGCUUUUUUUUAUAACAAAAAUUUAAACUGGAAAGACUAUUCACAAGCAGCAAGAAUAACUACGUACCAAAUAAAAAGAUAUAUUGAAUCUUAUAAAAAUGUAUAUGGUUUAGAAGCAUUUGAAGAAAAAGAAAUGAAUUUAAAUUUAGAAAAUAUAGAAUACAAAUUUUCUCAAAAUAAUUUUCAAAACAAUGAAGAAUUUUGGAAAGGAGUUUUCUUCGAAUAUAUAGCAUAUCAACAUACAAUACUUAAUAAAUUUCGAGAAAUCUGGAUAAAAUUUGAUAUUUGGACAAUAAUAGCGGGAAUUAUUAUUCUAUUUGGAACUUUAUUAUGUCAAUUUUUUUUUUAUACAAAUUCAGCAUACCUAUUAACAAAAAGAAUCAAACUAUUAAAUGCUCUCAUGAAAUGCAUAUUAAGCUCUGGAAUAUGUUUAUUUUUAUCUAAAUUACGUUUAUUACCUUUAAGCACUUUAAAUUCACUAUUAUUUGGUAUAUGUCUUGGAAGUAUUUUAAAUUUUGCCUCCUCUCUAAAAAAAACAUUUUUUAUUCAAUUUCAAAAAUCAUUUCAAAAACAGAUUAGUAUUAUCUUUAUUAUUGUACAUGGCAUUUUAUUAUCAUCAAAUUCUUUUAUUAUAUGGGAAGACAAAAUGAUUUUAUUUACUAUAUCAUCUAUUUAUACUCUUAAUUUCCUUGCAGCUUUUUCUAAACAUCGGAAAAACAAUCGCAUAUUGGCAAUUAUAUAUAUAUUGUUACUAUUUUUUAUUUCAAGAGUAAUAUCUUCCAUACGUCAAUGUAGAGAAGAGCAACAGCCUUUCUGUCAAUCAACUUUUUAUGAUUCAGAAAAUACAACUGUCUCAUCCAGUUUUUCAUUAGCAUUAGUUUUUUUCUUUUUAGUCCUUGUUCCACAAAUUAUAUUUCGGUUUUUUACUAACUUAGAAACUCAUAAAAAUCCUAUUUCUUUUUGGAUAUUCACAGGAUUUAAAACGGAGUUGUUGUUAAUAGCAAUACAUUCUAUACUUGAUUCCGAGUUAUUGCAUUAUAAUAUAUUAAAAUAUUUCAGUAAUGAAAGAAUUAAAGAUCUUAAAAUUCUUCUAGUAAAGAUCAUCUUGUUUACAUCUCUGUUCAUAGCUCAUGUCAUAUGGAUUUAUUUAUCUCUGAGUAUUAAAAUGAGAAACAUGAAAUUUAAACUGUUUGCUAUUCUAAAGCAAAACAGUUUAUUUGGAACAUAUACACAUAAGUUUAAAAAUAUAUACGGAUCAAAUUAUCUUUUUCUUGUUCUUAACUGGUUUAUUGUUUUAACAAUGCUUCAAAAGCCUUUUGGAGUAAUUUCUUUUUGUUUUCUUCUUUGUCAAAUCCUUUUAUACUUAGAACUUUUACAUUUAUUACAAACGGAAAACAAUUUUGAAAUCAAUACCAUUGUAUUUGCAUUAUUAGGUCGUCUUCAUUUUUUUUCAACUGGGCACCAAGCAACUUUGUCAUCUAUUCAAUGGGAUUCUGCAUUUUUAGCAUCAAAAACUAUUGUAUAUCCUCUUUCUCCAGCACUAGUUUUAGGAAACACAUUUGGAUCCAGUAUUUUUACAACCAUAGCUUUACCACUCUUAAGUUUUUGGAAAAAAAAAAUCAAUAUCAGCAUUAUGCUUAAUCAUCUUUUUCGAACUAUUCUCACAUAUAUUUUAUACUACUCUAUGAUGACAACAUGCAGUAUUUUAUUUACAACAAUCUUGCGUAGACAUCUUAUGGUUUGGAAGAUCUUUGCGCCAAAAUAUAUGGCAAAUGCUGUAGAGCUCUUAUCAAUUGACUUCGUAUUGUUAUGUUUUAUUCUCGGACUAGCUGCAAUAAAUAUUUUUCAAUAA
This is a messenger RNA of Pneumocystis jirovecii RU7, 2925 nucleotides long. RefSeq names its product mannose-ethanolamine phosphotransferase GPI13. Gene Ontology annotation, cellular component: endoplasmic reticulum membrane. The record is from RefSeq and is a predicted model, not a curated record. Gene Ontology annotation, molecular function: mannose-ethanolamine phosphotransferase activity. NCBI's taxonomy places the organism in Eukaryota, Fungi, Ascomycota, Pneumocystomycetes, Pneumocystales, Pneumocystaceae. Gene Ontology annotation, biological process: GPI anchor biosynthetic process. Bases 1 to 2925 code for a protein of 974 amino acids. The transcript has a single exon.